AUGGUCCUUGCGGACAAAGGCUGGACCGACUUGCCAACGUAUUGGAAUCUCUUAUCUGGAUUCAGCUCGCGAGGCUGGCAGAGAUACGGAAGCUCUUUCCUUUUCAUUGGAAUAUUCGCAAUCCUUCUCGGCCCUAUCGUAAACGGCCUACAGCGACUCUUCGUGACAGACACAAUUACCAAGAUCUCUGGGAAUCCUGGAACUGUUCCCAACUUGUUUGGUAUGCCAGACCCUUGGAGGAAAUGCGCUAAGUCUACGCCUCUAGGUUUGACUGUCCUUCAGACCCGCAGCGCGCUAGGAUUUCUAAGUGAAGGGCAAAAGCCGGCUCAGCUAUGGCACCGUGGUAAUUCAACCUGUCCUAAUGCAUCUCUGUCUGUCUAUCAGCCGGAGGACUGCGCCGGUCCUACACUUGGGAACAUACUCUCUUUGGAUGAUCCAUUUUUGGCGCAAAUAGGUCGCCACUAUAAUACCGGGAGAGUCCAAAGUUUUAUACCUCGCAUCAAUUCGACCGCACAGUUUCAAGAUAUUUCAAGCUCCGAUUUCUCACAGAAGUGUGAUUCAAUACCGGGAGCUUUCGUUGCCGAAUACCAAGAUAGCAUGUAUCAGAACUGGGGACUGAAGGCUUGCAUACCUGCCAACAUCUCGCAAUCUCCAUGGAACCUUACAAGGAAACGCCAGGACUUUGAAGAAGAGCUUUUUCUUAACAUCACAGCGAAAAAUGACGCCUUGGUUAUAACUACUACUUUUUACAACGUCACACUGCGCACCACAGCGGGGUACUUCGAACUGCCUAACAAUAUGAAUGAUGGCCGCGCUGGUCGAUUGCUUGAGAACGACCCAUUUGAUAUGGAGGACUGCGGUCUAGACUGUUCAGGACCACACGCCAUCGAUACCGCCAAUCCAGAAAUUAUUGAAAGGAACAAAGGCCCACUAGCGAUAAUUGCCAUCGCUCCUUUCGGAGAAGGAUCAUUUAUAGCUACCCGUUUGGCCAAUCCAUCUGCCUUCAAGAGCAAUGGUACUGCUUCCGGGCUCCUUACUACUGUGUCAAAUCAUAUUAUAGUUCGGAUACCGGGGUAUCUGAUGAAAUUCGGCGGUAUUUGCUAA
Molecule: messenger RNA, 1104 nt
Organism: Aspergillus pseudotamarii
Lineage: Eukaryota; Fungi; Ascomycota; Eurotiomycetes; Eurotiales; Aspergillaceae
Exons: 2
Coding region: 1-1104 (367 amino acids)
Source: RefSeq, a predicted model, not a curated record